AAGGAAGAAGAGAAGUCUAAUGUUUCGCGCGGAACCCUUCGACGGAGAGAAAAGCUGUAUUGGUGUCCGAAGGAUAAAAGAAGAUGAAACUGAUGCUGUACCAUUAAACAAUUCUGAAACCAAUACAGAGCCUGUAUGCUUUGAAACGUCCAUCAGUAACUCUGAUACAUUACCUAGUCUUAGUGAAACUCCAGAAACUAAAGCAGUGCCCAUAAUUAAUGAAAAUGACAGAAAUGAUGACGAUUCAAUACCCAAGCCUACAAAAGAAAGCCACAAUAAAAUAAGGGCAAUACCCAAAUCUAAUGAAGAUAGCGACAGUAAAACUGAUGCAGUACCUCGACCUUGUGAUUAUCCUAGCAAGAAUACUCCUGCCAUGUUGGUCCCUAAAAGAACUCGUAGCUAUAAUAUGCAAGCAACACUCCUUCCCAGAGAGGAUCCCAGAAAAGAAUUUGACCCAAGAUGCCAUAAAGAUGAUCUAUUUCACAACCAGCCAGACUCCUCUUAUAAUGAUCCUCAUUCAGAAGGAGCAAAAGCUCUAAACAUGUUUUCACAAUGCUCAAAUAUUAAUAUUGGAAUGAGCAAUGUAUUCAUUGGUAACGCUAAUGUCACAAAUGUAUACUCUUCAGAAGAUAGGAUAAAAUGCGUGAAUCAUAGGGAGAAAUUCAGCAAAUAUUUCAAGUCUAAUACAAUACUGACUGAGAAACACCUCAACAAAAUAUCCAUAUACUUAGGGAAUAAAUGGAAGCGUGUUGGUCGGGAUCUAGAAAUUAAAAACGCUGAGCUGGAAAACAUAGAAGCAAACAACCAAAAUAAUGUUGAAGAACAAAGUUUUCAAAUGUUAAACAGAUGGUUACAGAUUUCCAAGCCGGACACAUGUACAAGUGGCAAUUUAGCUAAUGCUCUCUUUGAGGCUGGAUGUUAUGAUUCAAUUCAAUUUUUACCAUUAGAGGAGUGAUUAUUAAAAAAAAAAUGUUCU
Messenger RNA from Octopus sinensis (East Asian common octopus), 976 nucleotides. RefSeq lists its product as uncharacterized. The record is from RefSeq and is a predicted model, not a curated record. Gene Ontology annotation, molecular function: protein binding. The transcript is spliced from 5 exons. Lineage: Eukaryota; Metazoa; Mollusca; Cephalopoda; Octopoda; Octopodidae. The coding region runs from base 20 to 955 and encodes 311 amino acids. Gene Ontology annotation, biological process: signal transduction.